AUGAGGAAGCAUGGCAGUCUCACGCAGGACGAGGAGGUUAACGAGGCCGCGUGGGUAGCGGGACGGGGAGCAGCUGUGGGAGCGGCAAAGUGGGGCAUAUUCUCGGCCAUCGCCGCCGGUGUAGGGAUGAUGUACAGUCCUCUCUAUCGUGGAACAACGAUACCGUUCAAAGUCUUCCUCCAGAUGAGCGGCAUGACUCUAGGCUCAAUCAUUGAAGCAGACCACAGGUUAAUUGCACACGGCAAAACGGUGCGGGCUCGAAAGAAGAUGGCCAAAGACGCCGAGGUCUGGAGAAGAUUCGAGGAAGACUAUGGCAGCUUGGACUCCGUGAGCUCCAAGGACGAGCCGAAGAAGUGA
This is a messenger RNA of Zymoseptoria tritici IPO323, 357 nucleotides long. RefSeq lists its product as uncharacterized. The transcript has 3 exons. The record is from RefSeq and is a predicted model, not a curated record. NCBI's taxonomy places the organism in Eukaryota, Fungi, Ascomycota, Dothideomycetes, Mycosphaerellales, Mycosphaerellaceae. Bases 1 to 357 code for a protein of 118 amino acids.